AUGGCUGAGGAGAGACUGACUGGGUUGGCACUCAUGCACGUUGACUAUGGCAUGGAUCGGAAUUUAGAUGAAAUUAUUAAGAUACUUUCCAGACAACAUCCUCGUAGAAUGCUUCUGCAGGAUACUUUAGGUUCAACAGGUCCUGUUGGCCCAUCUGGACCAAAAGGAUCAAGCGGGGACAAGGGACAAAAAGGAAGUAUGGGGCCAAGAGGUAUUGAAGGAGCAGAUGGAGAUCCUGGGUCAGCCGGUCACACUGGACCAGUUGGUCCACGAGGCGUGAAAGGAGACAAGGGACUGAAGGGGAUACCAGGUAUAACAGGACCGAGAGGUCCACAAGGCGUUCCCGGAGAACCAAUAGACCAGGAGACGCUUGAAAAGUACUUUAAUCCUGUGAAAGCGCUACAGACAGAGGUAUCUAACCUGAAACUCACUUUGCAGUCUUUGGCAAGUAACGAUCAACCCGCUGCUCAUUUACACGGGAAUAGUAAUGGUGGCACAAAAAGUAGUGGUAAAGUUGUUGUUCUUCUACAAUUUACAAUUUAAAAAAUAUAUUAAACUAAUGCAUUUUGGGGUUGUUGAUUGCAAUCAGGCAGCAUUAUUACGGACUGGUAUACUGGUAGCGGUCAGUGGUAUUCUCCUAUUCUGAGAGGUGGAAUGACAUACAGUAACGGAUACAUUACCGUGUCGAAAGAUGGACUUUACUAUAUCUACGGAAAGAUAUGGUUUGAUCCACAUUCGGGACAAACACAAUCUGGAUUCUACAUCUACUUGAACAGUCAAAUUGUUGAUUUUACCUACCAGUACCUUCAAUCACCUAAUAAUUAUCAAGAUUACACUCGUUAUUCUGGUCUUCUAAGAAUGGUCAGCAAAGGAGACAGGAUCUAUAUGAAGUUUGUCUAUACUGUAUAUGCUUAUAUGAAUCCGCAAUACGCUCAGUUUGGAGCCUUUCGUGUUGCUUAACCUGCGCAAUAUCUUUUGCAAUGACGUUAACUAAUUGUUGUUCCUUUGUCAUUGAUUGCAGUUUGUGCAUGUAAAGUACGUGUGGUCUCGUACUUGAUGCAUGUCUUGUGAAUUUUGUCUAGAGUAAUUAAACGUUU
Messenger RNA from Corticium candelabrum, 1097 nucleotides. RefSeq names its product collagen alpha-1(XXV) chain-like. The record is from RefSeq and is a predicted model, not a curated record. NCBI's taxonomy places the organism in Eukaryota, Metazoa, Porifera, Homoscleromorpha, Homosclerophorida, Plakinidae. Bases 1 to 543 code for a protein of 180 amino acids. The transcript has 8 exons.